AUGGGAUUUAGUGCGCUAAGUACGGAGCUUAUCCAACUCAUUGCUCGACAGCUUACAGAAAAGGAUACGGCGAUAUUGGCUCGAACAUGCCAACUCCUUUACCGCACCUUAAACAGUAUCCUGUACCGUUAUAAUGCGAAAUACCAUGCAUCGUCGGCUCUGUUAUGGGCCUGCGAAAAGGGAAUAUUAGACACUGUUCUCCGCUUCUUGGAAUAUAAUACCAACGACAAUACGCGGUUGUCUAGCGAUUGGAAAGGCCGGGAUCACCCGUUAUAUGUUGCCGCAAAGAACGGCUAUGAUGAAAUCGUCCGAACACUCCUGCAAGAAGGCGUCAAGGUAGAUGCAACGAGUAACCGCCGCCGUACUGCAAUUUCCAUAGCGGCCUCUAACGGGCACCAGUCUGUGGUCGAUGAGCUGCUAUGUGCAGGGGCCGACUAUGACCUUGCUGACGAUGAGCGCAAGACGCCUCUCUCAUGGGCUGCUGAACAUGGAUUUGUGGCAGUUGUUGAACAACUCGUCGCUGCAGGAGCCAACAUUAACCAUAUAGACAUACACGGACAAACGCCGCUUUAUCUUGCCGCAUGGCGUGGUCGGGACGAGUCAGUUAGGCAACUUCUGCAAGCGAAGGCUGAUACAAGUAUAUCUGCAGAUAUAACAGGCCUUACAGCGCUCUCGAUUGCUGCAUUCAAGGGAAACAGCGCCAUUGUCAAGCAGCUCAUUAAAGCGGGGGCCGAUAUACACCAUACAAAUGCCACUGGCAACACUCCUCUCAUGCUCGCGGUAUGUAUCAGACAUAUUGCCACGGUUCGUGAACUGCUGCACGCGGGGGCCAAAACAACAGGUUGCAGUACCAAUCGUGAAAACGCACUUGCUUGGGCUGCGGAACACGGAGAUAUUGAUAUGGUUCGAAUACUUAUUGAAGCAGGUGCCGACGUUAAAUCUACUCAUCCAGACGGACGAAAUGCUCUUUCCUUCGCUGCGGAACGCGGGCACAUUGAGAUUUGCAAAAUACUGGUCCAGGCUGGCUCGGAAGUUGACUCGGUAGACAUGCUUGGCCGCACGGCAUUAUCCUGGGCCGCAGAACAUGGAAGCAUUGAUCAGUUUAUUUACUUAUGGCAGCUCGACCCCCAGCUUGGUCAAACUGAUCGAUUUGGACGCUCCCCGUUGUCUUGGGCGGCGGAGAAAGGACAUAAUGACAUCAUUAGCUUCGUCGUCUCCCAAAGAGCUCCGUUGGAUAUUACACAUAAAGGGAACUGGGACGUGGAACUGAUUUCGGACGCCAUUCGAAAGCUGCAUCGGAGCACAUUCAAAUUACUACCUCCUUUGCGAUUUCCAUGGCAGUUUAGAAGGGAAGAGUUUAGAAGGGAAGAUGCCGCGACACUACAGAGGCCAGCCUGCAACCCUCUUGGGAUAGCUGUGGCUCAAGGACACACUCAGGCAGUCAAAACAUUGCUGGACGCGGGCGCUGCAACAGACAUCAAAGAUAUCACUGGAUUUACUCCCCUAAUGUUGGCAGCCAAGAGGGGUGACUUACACGUCGUGUCGCUCUUGGUAAGUGCUGGUGCGUCUUUGGACCGAAAAUGCCAAAGAGGGUGGGACGCUGCGAAGAUAGCGAGUGCUAGUGGCCACCAUUCUCUUGCCUUCUAUCUGAACCGGGAAAGUGGUCGCAUGAGAUACACCAGUCCAUGA
Aspergillus fumigatus Af293 is the source of this 1689-nucleotide messenger RNA. Its product is annotated as ankyrin repeat protein. Gene Ontology annotation, molecular function: protein binding. Lineage: Eukaryota; Fungi; Ascomycota; Eurotiomycetes; Eurotiales; Aspergillaceae. The record is from RefSeq and is a predicted model, not a curated record.